Molecule: messenger RNA, 3667 nt
Organism: Sycon ciliatum
Lineage: Eukaryota; Metazoa; Porifera; Calcarea; Leucosolenida; Sycettidae
Product: zinc finger protein ZIC 1-like
Exons: 2
Coding region: 309-2045 (578 amino acids)
Biological process (GO): regulation of transcription by RNA polymerase II
Cellular component (GO): nucleus
Molecular function (GO): RNA polymerase II cis-regulatory region sequence-specific DNA binding; DNA-binding transcription factor activity, RNA polymerase II-specific
Source: RefSeq, a predicted model, not a curated record
UAUUGCUGAUUACAAUGUCUGCGUCGAUAAUUCUGCUGAUUCCCGAACAUUCGCAUUGACCCAGGACACACUAGCUGCAUACGUAGCUUCCUCGGAGCAAUAAAAAAACCUUCUGAUUCGGACCGGAAGGAGGAACGACACGAUGGUACCAGUCGCCGAGUCAUAGGCCACGAGUACGCUUCACAACGGUGCGUCUCCUAUUCUUCUUUACGUUGCAGGACACCAGCUGUCACCCUCCUGUAUUGGCGUGGAUCAGGACUAUCUUGUCGUUGCGUUGACUCAAUCCGUAUUCCCCGGACCAGAACUUGAUGCUGUUCUCUGGACAAGCCGGUCAACCCAUUUGUUUUGGCUACCAUUGUGGGCGAAAAAGUACAGCCAAGUUCCAGAGACUCCGUUGGCUGUUUGACACUGCCCUAGUUGGCACCAAUUCUCUGUUCGCAAUGUCUUCCUCACGGAACACGUCAGAAGCAGAAGGCCACCAAGGGAUGACGGGAGCUGAACUACCCAGCCACACGAUGCAGUAUUUUCCGCUCUUGGACUCACAAGGUCCACAGCCGGCUACUGUACAGGCAUUCGAUGGGACACAUCAACAGGUACAGGCAGGGCUGCAAGCUGCAGGGACAAAUGUCGGUCCAGUACAGCCUGAUGCCAACAAUAGCUUGACACAGCCUAUUGCGAGCCAAUCGCAGCCUGUUGGUCAGCAGCACAGCCUUAUUGGACAACCUAUCAACACUGGUGGCUUCAGAGGAGCUAGCAGUAGUAUUGUGGGGCUUAGACCAUCAUUAGUGGAGUCAACACUGGGUCUCCCACCACAGCCUCAACCAACCAUUGGUCUUAUGUCAUCACCAGCACAAUUUGCGACUCCCUACAGCCAGCAAAUGAGUCACCACUUCCAUGCCACUGCUAGCAGCUAUCUGCCGAGUUGUGUCCCAGCAAUGCACGGCAGUAUGGCCAGCUCUAACCAUCCUGCGGAAAUGCACGCCGGCUUUCCACAGACCCCACUGAACCAUCUAGCACAAGGCGUCGAGUAUCAACUGGACAACCCCUCUGCCCCUCCACUGUUUGGCGGACAUCCCAGAAAUCUGUGCGAAUGGCGUGUAAACAGCGGUCUACAAUUGUGUGGGUUGGCUUUCUAUAGUGUCACCGAACUAGCGCAGCACAUAACAAACGUUCAUCUCCAGCAACAGGACACUACCGAACAUCCCACACAGGAGGACGGCAAUGUCUACAUCUGCCACUGGGACCAGUGUACACGCACCAAAGGAUUCAAAGCCAAAUAUAGGCUUGUCAACCAUAUACGAGUUCACACAGGUGAAAAACCCUUUGUCUGCGAUCAUCACGACUGCACACGCAAAGCAUUCGCAAGUUUCGCAAACCUGAAGAAACACUACAGAGUCCACACAAAGGAAAAGCCGGUUCCCUGCACCUUCCCGGACUGUAAGAAAAGAUUCGCAGAUUCCUCGAAUCAAAAGAAGCACAUGGUCGUGCACACGAAAGAUAAACCCUACCGAUGCAGGGCAGCAGGAUGUACGAAGAGCUAUACACACCCGAGCUCGCUUAAAAAGCACUCCAAACAGCAUGAUGCUCGAAAUGCAGCCAAUGGCGGUAGUGCUAUUUCCAACAGUACCACGGACACCAGCGCAGAGAACAGUGGCUUGCCGUCUGCGGAUGGUUCUAUUGCUGCGGACGGAGAAAGUGAUCAUGGCAGUUCGAUUUCAUCUGAUGGGGUACUUGAAGACCAGCACAACCACCAUCAACAACAACAGGAAGAACAGAAGCAGCAGCAGCAAUACCAACAUCAACAACAAGGUUUUGCACUUGUGACUUGCACGGGCCAGUGUCAGCCUGCACAGCCGCAACACUUACCACUGGGAACGUCCUCAAGCAUGCUGACUGUGAAUUCAACAUCCACCUCAUCUUUGCCUCAGUUACCUUAUCAUUUGCACUCUGCCCAGGCUACUGCUGGUAGUGAUUUGGUCAACAGUGCACUGCCAACACCACCUGGACAGCCGUCUGGUAGCUAUGCGGUGUUCAGUGAAGUAUGAUAUGACAAUGCCGGAAAGGGUGACCUAGUAGUGGCAAGCCUAGGCAGUAGAGCAACAAGAAAUGAUCCCUUGUCUACAUGUUCCAUACAGAUAUUCCCACAGCCGCCGCCGCCACCACAGCCAGAAGCAGCAGCAGCAACAGAAGCAACAACUGUGCCAGCAGCUGUGCCAGAACUGACUCAAAACAAACAGCUUGUUCAGCAGCAACAUACUCACUUCCAAUACCCGGCAGCACGUCAGCAGUUGCAGCAACAACCUCAUCAUUAUCAACCAGAACAGCAGCUCCAGAAGCACGAUCAUCAUCAGCAGAAGCAUCAGCAGCAGCAACUGGAAUCACACGACCAAUGUCAGCAGUCGCAAAUCUAUCCAACUCACCGCCAUCAGCUACCGACGCCCACACACACACAGCAGCAACAGCUAUCGCUGGUGGCUCACACACCGCAGAACCAGUCAUCACCUGUGUAUAAGAAGCACAACCAUCAGGCACAGCAGGAGUCGACAUCACAACAGGAACGGGCACAGGAACCCUUGCCUCAGAAUCAGCAACAGCAAUACGCUCUCCCAUCGCCGCUGCAGCAGAACUUUGCACAGCAUUCGACAACUGCUCAGCCAACUCUAUUUCAUGCAGGACAAUUGCUGCACCCUGUACUGCCCUCGCAUGACGCUUACUCUCUGUCAGCACAAAUAUACCUCCCCAAAAGGCAUUACUAAGCAAACACACCUUACACGGCUUGAAAACACUGUUCUCAUGAGCUGAACAACAGCCUUUCCAAAAUGGCACUGCAGCCAGCUUCGUGAAUGGAUGUGAUAAACACUGUCAAUAAGGUCUUUAAGGCACAUCAUCACUUUCUACCAAACGUCUUUGUAAUUGUUAUCAAGAUCUAGCUGACUCCUUAGUUUUACGGAGUUAGCGAUUUUUUUAUUAUUAUAUCAAAUUCAAAAAAAGAGGUAUGAAAAUUACCCUGUCCAACGCUGAAUGUUUUUGAGCUUAUUUCAUUAGAGAUGGAGCUGGUAUAUUGCUUAUCAGGCUGUGGAACUUGUCAAUCAGACGACUGACACAUUUGUAGAAGUUCCUUUUUCAAAUGUCUCGUCAAUUUCAUUUUCCGCAUGUUGUCUUUACUAACAUUACCCAUGAUGCUGGCCACAUGUAUAGCGUCAGUAGAAUUGCAGCUCAACAUCCUAAUCAGCACUGCCUUCAGUCUUGUUUCUACCCACUCACUGUCAAGAUAGGGUAUUUCCCAUCCAAUUAUUAACCAUAGUAACCGUGUCUUUUUAGUUCACUUUUUCGGCUGAUCUGCUCAUCCCGCAGAAAUGUGUCAAUACUAAUGCUGGCCUUACAGAUUCUACAACUGCUGAAGAAAGUCUUGUCUUAUGCGCUGAGUUUUCAACACUCGUAAUUAUCGUAUCUGUUUUCAAAAUAAUGAGAUGGUGUCUUCCUCUUAUUCAAAUGGUAAUUUGUGUUGGAGUACUUGAAGUACACACGUGCAAACUCAGCACAGAAAACAAUACUCGAUAAUGACGUAUUCGUCGGCAAAAUCGUUAGAAAGCAGCUAGAGACGCUUCUUUUGAAGUCAUUCUUGGCUAGACUGAUAAAGCACGAGACAGGAAGUUAGUGGUACUAU